AUACACAAAUUUGCCGGAAGUGACCCAUUCAGACGUGACGUCACAGGAAGUAAAAAACAUACACAACAAAGAUGGCGUCCACAGGCGACCAAGCGGCGAAAGCCGCACACGUGGAGAAAAAGAAGACGCCUGCGGCUCGCUACUGGAAGGACCCGCAGGAGGUGGCGAGGAAGGAUGGGAACAACGUGGGGAAGACGGGACAGCAGCAGGCGCAGAAAGCGAACAAAAGAAGACUGGUUGAAGAUUCAGAAGAUGAAGAACAAGUCCUAUCCGGGAAGUCCGACCCUUUCCCGGGCCCUGCUCCUAUUCCAGAAGACCGGUUGCAGAAGUUCAAGAGGAAAGAUAAAACUAAGACGUCUCGCAGCCAGCAUUACAAGCUGAAGGACAUCAUCACGCGCUCCGAGGAAACCUCGGAAAUGGCCCAGAAACAAGCCGCUCGCCUUGACCUCGUGCUCCCGGAGGAUGCUGGGUUCCUAGAAGGCGACGAAGACGAGGACACCUGUACCAUAUCUCAGGAGGACAUCGCGGACUCCGUUGAUAUAACAUCAGCCACGAAGCAUUUCAGCCUGAAACUGUCUCAGUUCGGACCGUACCGAGUGGAUUACAGCAACACGGGACGUCAGCUGCUGCUCGGUGGGAGGAGAGGCCACGUUGCUUGCAUCGACUGGCAGACCAAACACCUCAUGUGUGAGAUAAACGUGAUGGAGUCCGUCAACGACGUGAAGUGGCUCCACAGUGAGGCCAUGUAUGCGGUGGCUCAGAAGAAGUGCCUCUAUAUCUACGACUCCAAAGGAAUCGAGCUUCACUGCAUCCGCAAAUUCAACGACGUCCUCCGGAUGCAGUUUCUGCCUUUCCACUUCCUGCUCGUCACCGCGAGCGCCACCAGCUUCCUGCAGUACCUGGAUGUGUCCGUGGGGAAGGAGGUGUCGGCCACCUGCACCAAGACGGGCCGGCUCGACGUGAUGUGCCAGAACCCUCACAACGCCAUCGUCCACCUCGGCCACUCCAACGGCACGGUCACCCUCUGGUCGCCCAAUCAGAAAGAAGCCCUGGCCAAGAUGCUCUGUCACCAGGGCGCCGUGCGCUCCGUCGCCGUGGACAAGACGGGCAUGUACAUGGUGACCUCCGGUAUGGAUAAAAAGAUGAAGGUAUACGACAUUAGAUCCUUCAAGCCCCUCAAGUCCUACUUCCUCCCCGCUGGAGCUUCCUGCCUGUCGCUGAGCCAGAGGGGACUUCUGUCCGCGGCCACGGGGGACAUUGUGCAGGUGUACAGAGACGUGUGGAGCACCCCAGUGACUAAACCCUACAUGGCUCACAGGGUUCAAAAAGCUGUGUGGGGGAUGCACUUCUGUCCCUUUGAGGACGUCCUCGGUGUGGGACACGGAGACGGCUUCACCAGCCUGCUCGUACCAGGGGCGGGAGAGCCCAACUUCGACGGCCUGGGGGCCAAUCCGUACCGCAGCGCCAAGCAGAGGCAGGAGUGGGAGGUCAAGGCGCUGCUGGAGAAGAUCCAGCCAGAUCUCAUCACCCUCGACCCCACGGAGCUGGGGAGGGUGGACCACGCCACCUUUGAGAUGAAGCACCAAGACCGGGUCCAAGCCCUGGGCUUUGACCCGUUAGCCAAACAGAAAUUUGUUCCCAGGUACAAGAAAAAAGGUCGAAGUUCGGCCGGGAAUCAUGAAAAGCGCAAGAGGAAAGUCGCCCAUGAGGAUCUGAGGGAGGACAUCCAGAAAACCGCCGAGGCCAACGUGACGACUGAAAGAGAGAGAAAGGAGAAGAAGGAGGUGCUUCUGUCGGGCAAGAGAUCUGCUCUGGACAGAUUCAAAAAAUAGAAAGGGGGGGGCGCUUUGUGCCGGCCGGAAACCCGUGACAUCCUGUGGGCGUGACUCUUGAACUUUGCAUAAAGGAGCCAUUUCUCCGCUGGGGGGGGGAAGGAAACAAGAAACUCUGACUGUCAGAAUGAGCAGUCGUUCUAAUGGGUGUCACCUUUUGCGAAAUCAAUGUUGAGUUGAAUCAAAAGAGCAACUGGGUUUGGUGCCUGAAGCCGGCGGCACUUCCUGUCUGCGCGGCUGCGUGAAGUGGCGCCCACCUCAUCCGGAGCGAAGUGUUGUUCCUCUUUGCUGAUGCAACACAUUUCUGACCUUGUCGAAUGGAAUGCGUUGGUGGACGAACUGACUGCGCAAAGGCCAAAUGUUUUAUAUAAAGACGUUCAAAGAAUAAACAAAGCUUCCAAAUUCA
This is a messenger RNA of Gasterosteus aculeatus aculeatus (three-spined stickleback), 2238 nucleotides long. It is a transcript of the gene wdr46, whose product is annotated as WD repeat domain 46. Gene Ontology annotation, cellular component: small-subunit processome; nucleolus; 90S preribosome. The record is from RefSeq and is a predicted model, not a curated record. Gene Ontology annotation, molecular function: protein binding. Gene Ontology annotation, biological process: maturation of SSU-rRNA from tricistronic rRNA transcript (SSU-rRNA, 5.8S rRNA, LSU-rRNA). Lineage: Eukaryota; Metazoa; Chordata; Actinopteri; Perciformes; Gasterosteidae.